UCAAUUUGUAUUUGCGAAAUGGGGAAGAGGAAGAAGGCUAGGGCUUCUGAAGCAAAUCUUGACAGGGACGAAGGAAUGGAGGAUAAUCGAGAAUCUAUGGCGAGUGAAUCUUCGUCCUUAGGAAGGAAGAGCUUGUACGAGAUUCUCGGGGUGGACCAAACAGCAUCUCAACAAGAAAUAAAAAAAGCGUAUUACAAAUUGGCACUGCGUCUCCAUCCUGAUAAAAACCCCAAUGAUGAGGAUGCCAAAGAGAAGUUUCAGCAGCUACAAAAGGUGAUAUCUAUUCUUGGCGACGAGGAGAAACGUGCACUGUAUGACCAGACUGGUUGUGUUGAUGAUGAUGAUCUAGCAGGAGAUGCCAUCCAAAAUUUACAGACUUUUUUCUGGACCAUGUAUAAAAAGAUUUCUGAGGCUGAUAUUGAAGAGUUUGAAGCUAACUACAGAGGCUCUGAUUCAGAGAAGAAAGAUUUGCUAGAACUAUAUAAAGAAUGCAAGGGCAAUAUGGACAGACUAUUCUGCUGCAUGAUUUGCUCUGAUCCAAUGCUGGAUUCUCAUCGAUUCAAGGAUAUAAUUGAUGAGUCUAUUUCUUCAGGAGACUUAAAAUCAACCAAAGCAUAUGAGAAAUGGGCAAAGAAGGUGGCUAAAACAAAACCUCCUACAAAUCCAUUGAGACGGAAGAAGAAGUUGAAAGAAAAGUCAGAUCUAUAUGCCAUCAUUUCCCAACGCCAGACGGAUAGAAAAGAUAAGAUGUUUUCAUCUCUGCUUCAAAAAUAUGGAGGCGAAGCAGUUCCUGAGCCAAGUGAAGAGGAAUUCCAAGCUGCCCGAAGAAACCUUGAGAGCAAACAGGCUUCCAAAAGAAAGAGGCAAAAUGGCGUCACACCGAAGAAGGCAAGUGCAAGUAAGGGUAAGGGAAGCGCAUCCGGCCAAAAGCGCUCCAAAGUAAUGGACACAACCCCGAUCGAACCUGAUCGUACAGAUGACCCUAACCUGAUCUUCACCGAGUCUGAACAAAUUGAUCGAUAUAACAGGCUAAAGGACAAGCCUUUCCUAAAGGGGCGAUACAUCGACGAGGAUGCCUUAGUUAUGUUGAAUUUGAAAGAGGAGGUCGACUCGCUAAUUUCCGUUGGAGCUUGGCGUAGGUUUUUCGAGAUCGUCGAACCCAGCUAUCAAAAUCUUACACUCGAGUUCAUGGCGACAUUCUCGCAUGAUCCCGCCUACUAUCACUUUGAUAAACCCGAUACACUGAAGUUCCGGCUGCGGGGACAAGAUUACAGCAUGUCCCUCACAGACUUCUCCGUGGCUAUGGGACUAUAUGAUCGGGAUUUUGUGGCGACUCACGAGUACGAGGCAUUGCCUAUUUCUAUGUCUCCUUUGCCGCAGGAUUAUUGGCCGACGAUAAGCACACAACAACAUUAUGAUCCGAAACAGUCCAAGGCAUCUACUCUACGGUUAGUGUCGCUUCGGUACAUUCACAAUAUUUUGGCACAUACGAUAACCGGUCGGGGAGAGAGCACGGGAGUCGUCACAACGCAAGACUUGUGUUGUUUAUGGAGUAUGUCCGAGCGAUGUCCGAUUCACGUAGGCUACAUGCUCGCCCGGUUCAUAAUCCACCAAGUAGAAGACACGCGCCUAAGAGUGAUUGCGAUCGGGCCUUACGUGACGAGAUUGGCUAAGGGACUGAAAAUGCUCGAUGAGUCGAAUGAGGAUCCGGUUCAAACUAUGAUGUCGGUCGGGUUUAGGACGUUGAAUCUUAUGGGUUUGGCGAAACGAUCGACAAGCUCGGAUGGAAUGUUGUGGACAUUAGUGGAGAGAUCGAUGCCGGUGCUCGAUGAUGAUGAAACUUAUCCUCUAGAGGACCCGGCGCUCGACGAUGAAGCUCGGAAUCAAGAACCGGAAACCAUUGUUGCCCCGGAAGAAUCGAGGUCGAGCGUUUUGUUGGAUGAGUUGCAUUCGGAAGUAGUUCGGAUGAAGAGUAAUAUGACCGAGCUUUGCUCCGAGGUCCGGUGGUUGAGGGCUACGAUGACCCGCCUUUGCGCACAUUUCUCCAUCCCCACUCCUCCGGUGCCAUCGGAUGUUCGACGUUCAGACCCAUUGACGUCCGCGACAAACCCGGAGACAUCGAUUUUAGAUGUACUGGUCGCGGUGUCGUCAGAUUUUCGACCUUUAGAUCCAUCAACAUCGGUGACGAACCCGGAGACAUCGAUAUUAGAUGUCCCAGUGUCGUCAGGAAUUCGACCUUCAAACCCAUCAACAUCGGCGACGAUGAUUUUAGAUGUCCCGGCCAUGGUGUCAGCGGAGGCCGCCCCGCAAAUGCCAAUUCUAGAUGUCCCGGCCACCGUGUCAUCGGAUGUUCCGCCUCCGAUUCCCGGAAUCUCAGCGUCGACAUUAUUCGACUUAUCUUCGAUUCCGAGCAAGGAGUAUUCACACGGAGACUGAGUCAAAUCUGCCCGAACUUUUCUCCUGUCCUCUCUCGCACACUCACACACGCACACACACUCUCUAUGGCUGCCGCUGCCGCUGCCGCCACGAACAUCUCCUCCUCCUCCUCUG
This is a messenger RNA of Andrographis paniculata, 2550 nucleotides long. Its product is annotated as chaperone protein dnaJ 6-like. The record is from RefSeq and is a predicted model, not a curated record. Lineage: Eukaryota; Viridiplantae; Streptophyta; Magnoliopsida; Lamiales; Acanthaceae. Bases 19 to 2436 code for a protein of 805 amino acids. The transcript is spliced from 10 exons.